Molecule: messenger RNA, 2843 nt
Organism: Pipistrellus kuhlii (Kuhl's pipistrelle)
Lineage: Eukaryota; Metazoa; Chordata; Mammalia; Chiroptera; Vespertilionidae
Gene: SC5D
Product: sterol-C5-desaturase
Exons: 5
Coding region: 106-1005 (299 amino acids)
Molecular function (GO): oxidoreductase activity; iron ion binding
Source: RefSeq, a predicted model, not a curated record
GGGCGGCUGGCCCCGCCCCCAGCAGCACCGCUCGGCGCCCGGCCGGACGCGGACCCGCCGCCGGACGCGCAGCAGCCCCACCCGCGGCCCCGCACAGGUGCCGCCAUGGAUCUCGUCCUCGGAGCUGCAGACCGCUAUGUCUUCACGCCCUACGUCUAUCCUGCCACGUGGCCGGAGGACAGCUUCUUUCGACAGACUCUCAGUCUCCUCAUUGUAACGAAUCUUGGGGCUUAUAUCCUUUAUUUUCUCUUUGCAACACUCAGCUAUUACUUUAUCUUUGAUCACUCUUUAAUGAAACAUCCACAAUUUUUAAAGAACCAGGUCUAUCGAGAGAUCAUGUUCACGGUCCGGGCAUUGCCGUGGAUGAGCAUUCCCACGGUCAUGCUGUUCCUGCUGGAGCUGCGAGGUUACAGCAAGCUGUACGAUGACAUAGGAGGCUUUCCGAGUGGCUGGUUUCAGCUCAUCAUUAGUGUGCUGUCCUUCCUCUUUUUCACUGACAUGCUGAUCUACUGGAUCCACAGAGGCCUUCAUCAUAGACUUGUGUAUAAGCACAUCCAUAAGCCACAUCACAUCUGGAAGAUUACUACUCCCUUUGCAAGUCAUGCUUUUCACCCUGUGGAUGGCUUCCUUCAAAGUCUGCCUUACCACAUAUAUCCUUUCAUCUUCCCGCUGCACAAGGUGGUUUACUUGGGUCUGUACAUCCUGGUCAAUAUCUGGACAAUUUCCAUUCAUGAUGGUGACUUUCGUGUCCCCCAAAUCUUAAGGCCAUUUAUUAAUGGCUCAGCUCAUCAUAUAGACCACCACAUGUUCUUCGACUACAACUACGGACAGUACUUCACAUUAUGGGAUAGAAUUGGAGGCUCCUUCAAAAACCCUUCCUCCUUCGAAGGGACAGGGCCACUCAGUUAUGUGAAGAAGAUGGAGGAAGAAAAGUGCAGCACCAAUGCAGGGAGCGCUCGCCAAGAGGGAAAGUCACUCCUUGGAGAGUUUACAAAGACUGAGUAGGUUAUUAAGUAUUUUUUAAUAAGGAAAAUACCCUAUCCAGCAGGAGACUAGCAGGUAGACAGAAUCAUUUGAAAUCAGCAUGUGGUGCUGCUGAGAAAUUACCCUAAUGGUGAGUCAAGGCAAGACACUGUGAGCAUCACGAGCUUAGCCUCACGCCAGAACUCCUGAUGUGGGUCUAAGGGACAACGUGUGUCUUUCUAGGCAGCCGAGUGAUCAUCCGUAUCGUCUCAAUAACCAUUUCUAAAAGAGAGAAAAUAAAUUAUUGGGGGGAUUAGAUUAUGUCUUUUUGCCUUAAUCUAUCAUAAUCAUUAGGAAAAAUCCAUUGUGCUUACCAUACCAAGGUAGCACAUGACAGCAAAAUGCUAAUGAGAUGGUUCCUCGUUUCAGGAAUGGGUGUCUCUGGGUUUGGUGUGAUUUGUUCACGCAUCAGCGUGGAAAACUAUACUGAUUCUGCAUAUUAGCAGCUUUGUCAGUGGCCUAAUUAAAGCAGUGUAAUUACGUCACCACUUCCCACACACAGGAAGCUUAUUCUCUAGGGACCUUGUUAAAUAAUACAUUUUACUGAUGAAUAAAUAAAUUUGAAUUAAAAAAAUAAUUGAUCCUAUCAUGAUUUAACCCAGAUCUGAGAUUAUUUAAAGAUUUUGAUGGUUUUUAUUCAAAACUACUAUUUAAUAGUAUAAAAUAUAUGAACUGGAAUAUGUAGUAUUUCCCCCUUAUUCGUGGGGACGCAUUCCAAGACCCCACAUGGGUGCAUAAAACUGUAUAUAUUUCCAAACCACAUAUAUGUAUAUAUGUUAUAUUUUUCUAUACAUACAAAGCUAUGAUGAAGUUUAAUUUAUAAAUUAGGCACAGGUUAACAACAAUAGCUGAUAAACUAGGGUAAUUAGAAAGAAAAUUAGAUGACCAAAUAAUAUAUUUGACACUACUGACUUUUAAAUUAAGUUGAUGCACUUUUUUGUUGUUCAAUGUAUUCUGAAGAAAAUGAAAUGUAAAGUAUCCCUUUUAUAUUGUAAAAAUAUUAUCAUGAAGGCUCUUCAACAUUUAAAGAUAAUAACCAUUAGUAAUAAAAUAUGAAGUUUUUUCAUAUAAUUUACAGAAAAGUAACAAGAUCUUUAGCCAGAAUUUUCUAAUUUCUAACACAAUCCAGAAACUAUGUCAAAAUCACGAAGAUAAAAUUGAUUCAGUUUGAAAUAUGAAUGGCAUUGGUUAUGCUGUAUUAAUUUUGCAAAAUCAAGUCUCUAGCCAGCGGAACUGUCAUUCAUUUUGGCCGGAUGAACUGCACUUUUGACAUUUCAAUGUCACAAAUCUGUUACUUUCUAUAAUCAGGAAUAAUUGCCAAAUAUUUAGACCUACCACUGAAGAUUAGUUUUGAAAUAUUAUUCUCCCCUCACUUUUUCCCACUUCCUCUGCAAAAUAUUUAACUAGUAUUUUCAUAAAUGUUGUGUAUUGUAACAAAUAUAUUAGAGAAACAUGGUUCGCUAAGACAUUCUUUUAAAAUCUAUUUAAAAUCGAUAAAAGAUGGUUAUGACUAUUAAACUGUAUCAGAAAUAUUGUAACAGCACAAAGUAUUCUUUGUAGAAUUUUGUAUUGACUUGAAACCACAAAAAUGAUGUGGAUUGUCAGAACUGUUUUAGAGUGUCCUCAAAUGCUCAUUGUCAAAGGGAGCAAAAGAGAACCUAGUUCUCUUUAUGUUUCACAUUUGUAUUAGGUUUGAGUGGGUAAGCACUCUGUUUUAUGAGACUCAUCAUAACACUUAAUGCUUGGGAUCCAAAGGAAUUGUUGUUCCUCUUUGAAUCACUGUUACAAUGUUUAGAUUAAAUACACCAAUGUGCUACUCA